ACGACUCUUUCCAUUUCCAGUUUCCCUUCGCAUAUAUAGAGAGAGAGAGAGAGAGAGAGGGAGAGAGAGAGAGAGAGAGAGUCGUUACCUCCUCCUAAGGGAUACGGGUUCUAUCCCUUACUCUAUCCAUCAUCCCAAUGGCCACAAUCCUCAGAACUCCAACGUCCCUGGUCCCUCCAUUAGUCCAUAGCUCCACAUCUUUGGAAACUCCGAAACGUUUAUGUUUUCCUUUGAACCAGAGAUGUAUAAGACCUUUCCGUUUAUCACUCUCCAAUCGUUCAUUUAAAUCAUCAUUUCGGUUUUCAAAGUUGACAUCUUUUUCUGCCACCGGAGAAACUACAGAGACCAACGAGGUUGAAGAAACUGAAGUUCAGGAAAGCUUGGAUGACGAAGCUCCCACGGAAGAUGGUGCGAGUGAUGGUGGUGUUGUCAAUGCGGAAGAAAAACCAGCUUCUGCGAUCAUAGCAUCACUUCAAGCAUAUAAGGAAGCAUUAUCAAGUAAUGAUGAGUCCAAGGUUGCUGAGAUAGAAGGCUUCCUUCUGUCCCUUGAAGAUGAGAAAAUCUCUCUUGCAGACAAAGUAGCUACUUUGUCUGAAGAAUUGUCAGUGGAGAGAGCUCGGAUUCUUAGGAUCAGUGCGGACUUUGAUAAUUUUCGGAAGAGGACAGAGAGAGAUCGGCUUUCCUUGGUGACAAAUGCACAGGGGGAAGUGGUGGAGAGUCUGUUGCUCGUGUUAGAUAACUUUGAGCGAGCUAAAGCCCAAAUUAAAGUUGAGACUCCUGGAGAGGAGAAGAUCAACAAUAGCUAUCAAAGCAUAUAUAAACAGUUCACUGAGAUUCUGGGAUCAAUUGGUGUUGUUCCUGUGGAGACAGUUGGGAUCCCCUUUGACCCAUUGCUGCAUGAGGCGAUAAUGCGUGAAGAGUCCGCAGCAUUUGAAGAAGGUAUCAUAACUGAACAAUUCCGCAAGGGUUUCAAACUUGGUGACAGGCUCUUGCGUCCAUCAAUGGUCAAGGUAUCAGCUGGUCCUGGCCCAGCAAAGUCUGAAGAAGCAGGGCCAUCAGAGAAUGCGGAUAACAGCAGUGAAACAAAUGAAGGGACGAGUCCAGAAGGAGAAUCUACAUAAUUCUUUCUGCAUAUUUAAAUCUAGAUCAGUUUUGUAGAAGUGGUUGUAGUUCUAAAGGUUGUGUGUUAUACUGUCGACGACUCAACAUUGUUUUCUGGUGAAGUAAUUGUCGCAUGGGAAAAUUUAUGAGUACACUGUUUCAGAUGGCAUUGAAGGUUUGAAACUUAUUCAGGGAAUGCAAUUGUAUAAGAUAACUUUCAAGGUAGGAUAUCUUCUUGGAUUUUCUCUUUUGGUUGAUUAAUGUGUUCUCUUCUUUACCCUCUUUCUAAUGACCAUGUUUUUAGUUUUA
Messenger RNA from Macadamia integrifolia, 1410 nucleotides. Its product is annotated as protein GrpE-like. The record is from RefSeq and is a predicted model, not a curated record. Lineage: Eukaryota; Viridiplantae; Streptophyta; Magnoliopsida; Proteales; Proteaceae. Gene Ontology annotation, biological process: protein folding. Gene Ontology annotation, molecular function: protein-folding chaperone binding; protein homodimerization activity; adenyl-nucleotide exchange factor activity. Gene Ontology annotation, cellular component: chloroplast. The transcript has 3 exons. Bases 138 to 1121 code for a protein of 327 amino acids.